CAUGGAUACUCAAGUAAAGCAUGCAGUGGUUGUUAAGGUGAUGGGGCGAACAGGAUCAAGGGGUCAAGUGACCCAAGUUAGGGUCAAGUUCUUAGAUGAUCAGAACCGUCUCAUUAUGCGAAAUGUUAAGGGCCCGGUCAGAGAGGGCGAUAUCCUUACCCUUCUUGAGUCCGAAAGAGAAGCUAGGAGGCUUCGCUGAUUCCUCCUUCGCUGGCUUUAUGCCUUUUGGUUUUUGCCUCUUAGUUGCUUCCUGUUUUCUGUUAUUUUGGAUAUGCCUAUGUUUUGUAUGACAUGAUUAAAAGCUAAAUUGUAUUUGUCCUAGAACUUGCUAAAAGUUGGGAUUUGAUAACUUACUGUGUUCUAUCUUUUUAUUGGUGCUGGAUUUUUUUUUAUGCUAAAGGUUAGGUGCGUGUGGCGUUCUUCUUUC
Asparagus officinalis (garden asparagus) is the source of this 427-nucleotide messenger RNA. RefSeq names its product 40S ribosomal protein S28-like. Gene Ontology annotation, biological process: ribosomal small subunit assembly; maturation of SSU-rRNA; translation. Lineage: Eukaryota; Viridiplantae; Streptophyta; Magnoliopsida; Asparagales; Asparagaceae. Bases 2 to 199 code for a protein of 65 amino acids. The transcript has a single exon. Gene Ontology annotation, molecular function: structural constituent of ribosome. Gene Ontology annotation, cellular component: ribosome; cytosolic small ribosomal subunit. The record is from RefSeq and is a predicted model, not a curated record.